UCUAAGGAGAAAUAUCAUUGACAAGAUUCCAACAGCAACAUGACCACGGUUUGCGAAGCUUGUAGAUCCCUGCCAAUUUAUAAAUACGCCCCAUGCCUUGGCCCAAAAAAACACAUCCAGAAGAGAAAAUCAUCCUCCACCACCCAUUAACAUGUCAGUUGAGCUCGAGCUUCUAUUAUCUUUUCUCCUUCUCAUUGUCUCGUUCUUCUUCGUCUUUUUCUUUAUCACUGGAAGCUCCAAAUCUGAAAAAUCUAGCUCUACUCACCUCCCAAAAUCUUACCCAUUGAUCGGUUCUUCUUUCGCUAUAAAGGCAAACUUCGACCGACGAAUUCAAUGGACGUCGGAUAUUCUCCAAAACAUUCCUUCUGCAACAUUUGUCCUCCACCGUCCUAUGGGUCACCGCCAGAUCUUCACCGGAAACCCAACCAACGUGCAACACAUACUCAAGACUAACUUUCACCACUACCAGAAAGGCUCAUUUACUCGACACACUCUCUUCGAUUUCCUUGGUAAUGGCAUCUUCAAUGCCGAUGGUGACACCUGGAAAUUUCAAAGGCAAGUUGCCAGCCACGAAUUCAGCAACAGGUCUCUGCGUAAAUUUGUUGAGACUGUGGUCAAUACGGAACUCUCUCAACGCUUAAUUCCAAUCCUCUCCAUUGCGGCUGCCAACAAAACAGUGCUCGAUUUGCAAGAUAUUCUUCAGAGAUUUGCUUUUGACAAUAUAUGCAAAAUCGCUUUUGGGUAUGAUCCCGCAUAUUUGUUGCCAUCUCUUACACCCGCACAGUUCGCAGAAGCUUUCGAAGAGAGUACCAGGAUAAUCAGUGCCAGACUCAAUCGCCCAUUCCCUAUAAUAUGGAAAAUAAAAAAGCUUUUCCGUGUUGGAUCUGAAAAACGUCUCCAAAAAUCCAUGUCUCAGGUACGCGAUUUUGCCAUGAACAUCGUCAAAGAGAAGAAGGAAGAACUCAAACAGAACUCAUCCCUCGAAUCAGUUGAUCUCUUGUCGCGAUUCUUAAGUUCUGGCAUUUCCGACGAGACCUUCGUCACUGAUGUUGUCAUCAGCUUCAUAUUAGCCGGUCGUGACACCACAUCUGCGGCUUUAACGUGGUUUUUCUGGUUAAUCUCGAAAAACCAACAUGUAGAAACUGAAAUUCUUAAAGAAAUACAGGAGAAAUCGAACGUAGCCAUUUUCGAAGAAGUGAAGGACAUGGUAUACACCCACGCUUCCUUGUGCGAGACUAUGAGGUUGUACCCUCCAGUUCCUGUGGACACCAAAAUAGCAGUUAGCGAUGACGUUUUGCCUGACGGGACGUGGGUGAAGAAGGGUACUAGAGUCACAUAUCAUCCAUACGCGAUGGGGAGGCUAGAGACCCUAUGGGGUCUGGAUUGGGCUGAUUUCAAGCCAGAGAGGUGGCUACAAGAGGGAGAUGGAGUGAAGAACAAAUGGAGUUUCGUUGGGAGAGAUCCCUACACCUACCCGGUGUUUCAAGCUGGGCCAAGGGUUUGUCUGGGGAAAGAAAUGGCCUUCUUGCAAAUGAAGAGGGUCGUUUCUGAAGUUCUGAGCAGGUAUAAGGUAGUGCCAGCAGCGGAGGAUGGUGAGGAGCCAGUGUUUAUUUCUCAUGUCACCAGUAAGAUGAAGGGUGGCUUUCCGGUGAGGUUCGAGGAAAGAAAUCCUGGAAAAAGUUCGUGGCCGGAGCUAGUGGGAGUGAAAGGAGAAGUGGCGGCAGCAACUGUGAUGAGAGAAAACCCCAAAAUAGGCGCUGUGAUAGUGAAGGAAGGGAUGAUGGUGACUAUGGACUUCCGUUGUGACAGGGUUCGACUUUGGGUCGACCAAUGUGGAAUUGUCAAACAGACCCCUCAAAUUGGUUAACUAACGGUCCAAUGAGCUUUUCAAGUAAUUAUCAAUAUAAAGCUUGUAAUGUUUUUUAAAUAAAAUAAAAUUGUCAAUAAUUUUUAUUCUUCCUUAUCAAGGAUGGAAUAAUACUAAUAAUAAUAUUUUCCCCUCUAAA
Hevea brasiliensis (rubber tree) is the source of this 2006-nucleotide messenger RNA. Its product is annotated as cytochrome P450 94A2. The coding region runs from base 152 to 1867 and encodes 571 amino acids. The transcript has 2 exons. Gene Ontology annotation, molecular function: heme binding; monooxygenase activity; iron ion binding. The record is from RefSeq and is a predicted model, not a curated record. Gene Ontology annotation, biological process: response to wounding. Lineage: Eukaryota; Viridiplantae; Streptophyta; Magnoliopsida; Malpighiales; Euphorbiaceae.